UAGACUGUUUUUAGCUGCUAACGUACAAAACGUUACGUAACUUCCGUGAAUAGACCGUUUGAGCUGCUAACGUACAAAACGUUACGUAACUUCCGUUAGGUAAUCAUAACAAACAUGGCGACGUACAGGCAGGUCGGCAGGUUGUUCUGGAUCUCAGCGAGACUUUCCCGGCCUCUUGCUGUCAGUGGAUAUCAGUGCGCCGGGUUACACUGGCCUUCACACAACGCAGGAGUCUCGAACAAAUGGCCACAAAACCCCCACUGGGUCGUCCCUGGGAGGACCAUGUUUGUGCAGACGCAGGACACGCCAAAUCCAAACAGUCUAAAGUUCCUGCCCGGUCGUACAGUGCUUGAGGCAGGAACUAUGAAUUUUGCAAAUCCUCGUGACGCACACUGCUCACCCUUAGCCAGACAGCUGUUCAGGAUUGAUGGAGUGAAGGGUGUGCUCCUGGGCCCUGACUUUAUCACCAUAUCAAAGACGGAUUCAAAUAUGGAAUGGAAAGUAAUCAAGCCUGAUGUAUUUGCAGCCAUUAUGGACUUUUUCACUUCUGGACUUCCAAUUGUCAACGAGGACAGCCAGCCUAGUGCAGAUACAGCACCUUCAGACGACGACGAUGAAGUAGUCGCUAUGAUCAAAGAACUGCUGGAUACUCGAAUAAGGCCAACAGUGCAGGAGGAUGGGGGCGACGUCCUGUAUCGGGGGUUUGAAGACGGCGUGGUUAAACUGAAGCUGCAGGGCUCAUGCACAAGUUGUCCCAGUUCUAUUAUCACUUUGAAGAACGGAAUCCAAAACAUGCUGCAGUUUUACGUCCCUGAAGUUGAAUCAGUGGAGCAGGUGAAGGAUGAGGAGGUGGUUGAGGAGGUCGCUCAGGUUUGAACUGCACUGAAACCAGAACCACUUUUCCACAUUCCUCCCUCCCUCCCUCCUCUCAGCUGCUUCCUAUAGUACAAGUCAUAGCAGCAAUAAAACGAGCUGGUGUAUAGCAUAGCAGUGUGAGAGUACUCUUAUCAUAAUUCAUCCAGAUGUUAUUAUAGAUUCUGUUUGGUAUUUUCUGGCCCAUGACAGUAUUUUAAAGAUUGAAACAGACUGAAGAGUGCAGAGCUGAUAAAAAUAAAUAAAUUGUAUUUAUUAUUUCACAUUGUUACAGCUUUUUCUGAAUCAGCUUCUUGUCAAGACAUAUACUGUAUGUAUAUAAAUAAUGUUUAUUGAAAUAUUUUA
This is a messenger RNA of Larimichthys crocea (large yellow croaker), 1218 nucleotides long. It is a transcript of the gene nfu1, whose product is annotated as NFU1 iron-sulfur cluster scaffold homolog (S. cerevisiae). The transcript has 8 exons. Gene Ontology annotation, biological process: iron-sulfur cluster assembly. The record is from RefSeq and is a predicted model, not a curated record. The coding region runs from base 115 to 876 and encodes 253 amino acids. Gene Ontology annotation, cellular component: mitochondrion. Gene Ontology annotation, molecular function: iron-sulfur cluster binding; iron ion binding. NCBI's taxonomy places the organism in Eukaryota, Metazoa, Chordata, Actinopteri, Sciaenidae.